Messenger RNA from Coregonus clupeaformis (lake whitefish), 4111 nucleotides. RefSeq names its product centrosomal protein of 164 kDa-like. The record is from RefSeq and is a predicted model, not a curated record. The transcript has 23 exons. NCBI's taxonomy places the organism in Eukaryota, Metazoa, Chordata, Actinopteri, Salmoniformes, Salmonidae. Bases 528 to 3278 code for a protein of 916 amino acids.
CUACUCGGUCCAGCCUACUGGGAAGGCGACAGGAGGAGCGUGUGGCUUUCUCUCUGCCUGGGUUCGAGGAUGACCAGGAUAACAUAUCAGAGGAUGAGCAGCCGAGUCCUCGUGGCUCGGCCAGACUGUUACAGAACCUGCACCUGGACUUGGAUGCGUUGGGAGGAGGGCUGCAGUAUGAGGACAGUGAGGCCAGUGGAGUGGCCCCUCUAGAGGAGAGGACAGAACCAGAGCUACAGGACCUGGCCCUGUCUGAAGAGCACAGCCCUGAGCCCCCCUCUCAACAGUCCGAGGCCAGCGAGCACAUCGAGGUGGCAUCCUCCUCCACUGAGGACCUCAAGUCUGGUUUUGGCUCCAAGUUGUCAGAGAAAGUCCUGGACCUGAAGGAUCUCUCCCCUGUUGCUAGUCCACGCCUGCAGGAAGACGAGGGGAAAGUGAAAGUCAGUGCGGAGGAGGAGAAGGAACGGAGGAAGAGGGCAGAAGCUGCAGAGAGGCGUCUCCAUGCUGCAGGCAGGGAGGAUCCAGCGAUGGAGGACAGGCCCCCCAGCCAGCCCAGUGAGUACCAGCAGGACACAGGGUCCUCCCACUCUGAGCCGGAACCCCGACCGCGGGCCGAGGGGGUCAGCACCAGCGUCAGCCUAGGGGUCCAGGGGGUCCAGCGGCCUGACACCUCCAGAGGCCGCCUGGUUAGGAGCCCCCAUGCCCACUACAAAGAGGAAGCCCCCAGACAGGGGGAGGACAGCAGAAAGGCCCAGGAGGAAGAGGAGGAGGAGGAGGAGGAGGAGGAGGAGGAGAGGGAGAAGGAGAAGGAGAAGGAGAGGAGGGAGACUGAGAGGGAGAUAAAGGAGGAGAAGGAGCGUGCGCUGCGGGAGAGGCAGGAGAAGUUGCGCCUCCUUCAGGAGGAGCUGAGGCGGGAGGAGGAGGAGGAGGAACGGAGGCUAAAGGAGGAGAGCGAAGAGAGGGUCAGGUGCCUGAGGCAGAGACUCCAGAGUAAGGGGAGGGAAGAGGAGAGCAGGCUGAGUGUGGAGUCUGAAAGCAGGUUACUGGAGCUGAGGGAGACGGCCCGGAAGGAGAGAGAGAACCAGCAACGCACUGUCAGGGAGGAGGGCGAGGCGAUGCUGAGAGAGCUGCGUGCCACCCUGGAGGCGGAGAGAGAGGCGGAGCGAGAGAGGAUAGAGGCCCAGAGGAGGCGGGACCUGGAGCGACUGAGAGAGAAGUCAGAGGAGGAGCUACAUACGGAGAAGCGGAGACUGCUUGGGGAGCGGGAGGAGCAACUCAGCUCCCUCAAACAGGAGGGGAGAAGCAGUGCCAGUGAGAGGCGGAGGGAGUUGAAGAGCCUUCGUAGCCCAGAGCAGCAUCUAGCAGAGUACCAAAGAGAGUUGGGAGACGUGCUCCAGGAAGUGAGGGAGGAAGUGCAGCAUGACCACGCCAGGAAGCUGGAGCAGCUCAAAGACGACCACCGCAGAGAACUCAACUCUAUCAGAGAGAAUCAUCUGGACCAGGAGGCUGUCCACAGGGAACAGUUGCUGUGUGCCCUGCAGGAGGAGAGAGAUCGCCUGCUGUCCGUCCAUAGCACCCAGCUGGAGAGACUCCGUACACAGCUAGACUCCCAGCUCUCCAAGACACGCCAAACACACACACGCAAGGAGGCAGAGAUUCAGGAGCUGGGGGAUAAGCUGAAGCUGAGGGCCAGAGAACUGAAGAGCCAGGAGGCAAUACUGAAGACCCAGGCGGCGAAUUUGAAGAAGAGGAGGCAGCAGCUUGGGGAUGAAGAGGAUGAGAUAGAGGCUCUGCCUCGAGUCAUGCAGGAGAGAGAUGGACUGAGAGAGGAUCUGGAGCGGGUGAAAGAAGAGAGGGAUAGGGCGGGGCAGGAGGCGGAGAGAGCGAGGGAGGAGAGGGACAAAGCGAAGGAGGAGAGGGACAAAGCGAAGGAGGAGAGGGACAAAGCGAAGGAGGAGAGGGACAAAGCGAAGGAGGAGAGCGACAAAGCGAAGGAGGAGUGCAGGAGGAUGAAGGAGGAGCGGGACCGGCUGGAGAGCAAGGUGGAGCUGCUGCAGGAGCGCUGUGAUCGGCUGAGCCGCAGAGUCAGUGAUCUGGAGCAGAGUGAGAUCAAGAGGCCCUCUAGACUGGACAGAACAGAGGAGGAGGAGGAGGAGAGGAAGAAGGAUAGCGAUGCAGCGCCCUCUACUGCUGGACGGGAGAAAGUGCUGCAUGUGGAAGACCUGAAAGAACCUCCUCUCUCCCCCAUCUCCAGAGACAGCGAGAGUAGCUUGGACGACUUGCGUCAGUAUAUCUCCUCUGAGGGGCUGUCCCUGCAGAAGGCCCGGCGCUUCCUGGAGAAGGAGAGUAGUCGUCUGAGUGAGAGACAGACAGCGCUGCAGGUAGCCCAGUUCCGGUCCAGCUCCUCUCAGUACCCCAGCACCACCACCCAAACCCAGGUCACACAGGAGAUGUACAGGAACCUGCAGCAGGUACGUGAGGCCAGUGACGUGGAGGAGUUGAGGGUGACUGUACAGAGGGGGAACUCGUUGCUACGCAGGAAGGAGGAGAGACUGCAACAGCUAGAGAGCUCUGUAGCUGAAGAGGUCUCCCAUCAUCACUACUAUGAUGACCAGGACAGACUAGCGGCUGAUAGGAAGUUGACCUUUGAUGUGACUGAAUCAGAUAUGACCAGCGUCAGCAACGGGCAUGAUGGCCCAGGUGGGGAGCCCACAGUGCCAGCUAAGGUGCAGCACUUAGCCGAGUCGCUUCAGCACAUCUCUGGCCAGCUCAACACAGUCCUGGGUGCCCUGGGCUCCCUGACCCAACGCCAGACCCCUUACCAGCCUCUCCCCCUACCUCUGCCCCUCUCCCAGCCCCGCACCCCCACCUCAAUGCCUCUUUCACAGCUCUCCAUGCCUCUGUCUGGGCCCCUCCACAGCACCUCCAACCAGCCACUGAGUUCUGAGAACCUGCUCAACAGCCGCUGGGCCAAGCUCUUCCCUGGGGCUGCUAUUGAACCCAUAGCCACCAGUUCCUUGAGGACCAAUGCGCUUUAUUCAGGGUACAGUCCUGCAAGUGAGCAGGCUCGUAGUCUGUCCUCCAUGCAACCUAAGUCAGUGGAGAUGGAUGGCCAGAGGCUACAGAGUCUGAUAGACGGCAACAAGAGAUGGCUGGAGACGCGCAGGAAAGACCCCAGUGUACCUCUGUUCACGCGUUAUCGGACCCCUCCAACUAUGAGUGGAUUGGUCCAGCUGAGCCUGGAUGACAACAACCAGAUUAAAGUGUACCAUUACUAAAGGGGGGGUGAAGUUACAUACAGAGCAAGGAUCAACACAAGCCGAUAAAGAUGUACUGUUACUGAAAAAGGCCUAAGGACAGAUGGGUUUUUAAAAUUCACUUUGAGUAAUGCAGGGAUCCCUCUAGCUCUGGUCCAGGACGUUACUAGAGGAACCCCCCUCGACUAUGUGUGGACCAAAGGAACGCACUAACGCCCUGGACCAGAGCUAGAUUUACAUAUCAGAUUACUGUAAGAAACAUUUUUAAGACACUCUCCUCUGGUGAACUCCUCAUCCUCAGGUUUAGCUGUGAUUGUGUGACAGAAGAGUGAGAGGACACUAGGGCUGUUUCAGUGGUCUCUGUAAUUUCAUUCCAUUGGCAUGCAAGGGUGAAUAGCUUGGGAGUAUGGAGACAAUAGCCCGGUAGUCAACAAAUCAGUUUGUUUCCCAAUUUUUUGGCUCUAGCUCUUUAAAUGUUUCAAAAGCAUAAUGCAGAGUUGUUACAUAUACAGUAGGUGCUUCACUUUAUUAGGAGACAUCGAGGUUUAUGAGUGAGAUACUGUUGAUAUCUUACAUUUAAGCCUCAUAUCUGAUGUGAGGUGAUAAGUGACUAAAGAUCAUUGUCAUGGUAUCAGGUUGUAUAAGAGAUGUUGUAUCACUAAUUCCACUGUAUGAGAAGUUCAAGCCAUACCAUAAUAACCACUACAAGGGCAAGACAAUGACUUGUUAAGCAUUCAAUCUGUAUGAAAUUCUGGUAAGAGAGACAGUGUGUUUACUGUGCAGAUUGCUGUGGAAUUUUUACAGUAUUUUUAUACAAAAUAUUUGAAUAAAUGUAAAGUAGUGUAUAUUCGUAA